Molecule: messenger RNA, 709 nt
Organism: Diprion similis
Lineage: Eukaryota; Metazoa; Arthropoda; Insecta; Hymenoptera; Diprionidae
Exons: 2
Coding region: 53-622 (189 amino acids)
Source: RefSeq, a predicted model, not a curated record
CGACACGAGGUUCGCGGAAUUCGCACGUCAAGUAAGAGACUCCGUGAACCAGAUGGUAGGGAAUAUAAUUCUGAGACACUGGAAUUCGAAUUCCACUCUGAACCGAUAUCGGUACAAGACCUGGGUGGAUGCCAGAAGUAACAUGACGAUGGAAAUCGAUGAAGAAAUCGCGAGAAUACGUGUAGAAAAUAAAGAUCCUCAGUGGCUCUGCGUAUCGGCAUCAAGGUUCGCUUGGGAAUUGUCAAGAUUGCAGGGAUCCAUACUUGUCGAUCGAUUCAGCCACGAUCGACCGUCGAUCGAACUUCUCGCCAACGACGAUGUGCACAAAAGUCAGAAAAUGUGUUUUGAGGCAUUAACACACGCUGUGGAACACAAUCAUCAGCUAAACAUCACACUGGCAGUCGUCGACGAGAUCUAUAACUAUCCCCAAUUGUACUGCAAGAAUGAUAUUGAAAAUGUCGGCCAUAUUGUUCCAAUCUUUUGCAAAUGCAAUGGCACAAUAUGCGCUACGCACUCCAUCCCUCAUGUAUACUGGCACAAUUAUACUUUGGUUCAAGAAGAAAAUGGAACGUACAAAGUCACGUGUGAUUAUUCCCCUAAGGAUGGCUGGCUAUGGACGUGACAAAGUCACGUGAUUAUAUAUUUGUCAAAAAUUUUCAGAUUGUGGUAUAAUGUUAUUGUAUGUUUAUUAAAAAAAAUUUUAUGAUGC